CCUCCCCUCGCUCGCUCGCUGCACAAACUUCUUCUCCCCGAAGCUCGUUGCGCCAUGCUACCUGGAUCCGCCCUUCUUUUAUCGAGGCUGGAAGCGCUGCAGAAGAAGGUGUUGCUGUUUAGCCUUUUUGCAAUAGUGCAACAAGAAAACAAAGUAGUUUGAUCUUACAUCACAACUUACAACCAAUUCAGAAGCUCUCGAAGCAGAGAGAUCUGACAGUGAGAUCAUUAGUAAUUUUGGGACAGAAAGGUAGGCAGCUAAGCGCAGUUUAUGACAGGUUAUGCAAUUCUGCUGAUACAAAGUAUUGUCCUUAGGACAAAAGGAAUCGACAUGGACAUCAUGUGGUGUAUUGUUGACGCCUUUGCUCAACAAAACAAGCACGCCCAAUUUUCAGUUGGCCCCGACAUUCUCCCUACAACUUUGAAUUCAUUGUUACGGGUGAAAAGGCGUAGGAGCGUGCGCCGGAAGCCUCUGCAAAAGCUGCUGUCCAUGAAGAGUUCAGGGACUGAAGGUGUGAAUUGCAGCAUCACCGAUAGUUCACUGCAGAAAGGAGAUGUCAGCGGCAGGACACGAUGCCCUGAAAUCGAUACAAGCUUUUGUUCUCCUCCAUGUGAACUUGACUUACACCGUGUUUGCCCGACGGAUGGCUUCAAUCUCCUUCUUGUCCUACACCAUAUUGAUCCUAUUUCUGUAGCCAAUGGACAGAGCAUCUUGGCUUUACUCACACUUUUAUCAAUGGUGGGUGAUUGCAGCAAGGCCGCAGUUAACACACAACACUACCGCAUUAGGAAGAGUAGACACAACAAGGGCUGCAGGGUGCUAUCGAGGCAAUGCUCGGCUCAGAAGACUCGAGAUCAUAAACGGGGUGACACAAGGGAUGCUGCAUUUCAGAAGAAUCGACGUCUCACCUCCAGAUCUGAACCUAUGUCUGCGGACAACUCGAGCUUACUGACUCCUGACAGUACACCUGAGCGAGCCUGGCGUGUUGCAUCUGCUGCCCCGCAACAUAUGACAGGAUACCUCAAUCAUUUUACCGACUACACGGCAGUCUCCGGCGAUCAGGUUAUCGACACGCCCAGUAUGGGGCCUAUGGUCUUCCAUGGCAGCGGUUCAGUGAACAACAAGAACAUGACCCUGAGAGAUGUUCUGUAUGUCCCAGGGCUUGAGGCCAACCUCGUCUCCACUGGCCAGCUCGCCGAGCUUGGCUACACCAUAUCCAUUGGUCCUUACGGGUGUCGCGUCUACAAGGACGACGAGGGCAUGGAUCUUGUUGGAAAAGCGCAUUACGUCGAUGGCUAUCUACUGGAGCUGGAUUUCCUCAGGGUUUAGCGCUUCCACCAACUUAUCCACAUGCAUGAGCGCUAUGUCUUGAUUUCAGAGUAUAUGAGCUGUGUAUUUGUAAUUGUAUGAGUUGUAAUAAUUCCACUAUAUUAGAUAUGUAUUUGUAUGGUUGUGUGAGAGAAUCGUAUCACACACCACUAGCGCCUUUACUGAAUGUGCUUCUGUUUGAUGUGGCUGUGUACCACUUUUCUAUACGAAAUAUGUAUUUACAGUUCAUCCACCCACCGCAAGGUGGACUAUAUAAGUUGGAUUAUUAUGUUGUUCGUGAGAGAUGUUACAGUCUUGAAUCGUUGCACAUUCUUCGAGCCA
Messenger RNA from Triticum aestivum (bread wheat), 1650 nucleotides. RefSeq lists its product as uncharacterized. The record is from RefSeq and is a predicted model, not a curated record. The coding region runs from base 271 to 1329 and encodes 352 amino acids. Lineage: Eukaryota; Viridiplantae; Streptophyta; Magnoliopsida; Poales; Poaceae. The transcript has 6 exons.